This is a messenger RNA of Aphanomyces astaci, 162 nucleotides long. RefSeq lists its product as hypothetical. NCBI's taxonomy places the organism in Eukaryota, Oomycota, Saprolegniomycetes, Saprolegniales, Verrucalvaceae. The coding region runs from base 1 to 162 and encodes 53 amino acids. The record is from RefSeq and is a predicted model, not a curated record. The transcript has 2 exons.
AUGGCAGCAGGCACCUUGAAGUGCGAAUUUCGAAGCACGUUGGAAAAGCAUUUCUCCCCGAGGGACAUCUUCGUCGAGAGCUUGCUCAGGUCACCGCCGCCGCCACCACUGCCCGACCUCCCGCAACAUCGACGCCACGGCCGCCGCCACCUCCACCACUAG